This is a messenger RNA of Astrephomene gubernaculifera, 1188 nucleotides long. NCBI's taxonomy places the organism in Eukaryota, Viridiplantae, Chlorophyta, Chlorophyceae, Chlamydomonadales, Astrephomenaceae. The record is from the annotation of a GenBank genome assembly.
ACAUUGGUAUUUGCAUGUUACGAUUAACAUCACUCUUAAUACAGUUUGGGUCCAUGUCGCGUUAUACCAACGUUUCUCCUUGAUAGAAGCUAGCAGGACAGUGGUUCGCCAUAUCGCCGGCACACACAAACCAAAACUUUCAUGGGCAUGUAAUCCAGACAAGUUAGGCGGUUAGGUAUUUUGGAUGCGAUAUGGCUGACAGCUCGGUCCCAAGCUCCUUUACUAUCCUUGCGACGGGCCAAAUCGAGUGUGCAGAGAUACCCAACUGCACGAACGCGUACCUCAAGUUCCAAUUCGUCGCUGGUGAGGACUGGCAGCUUUUGGACGGCCUUGAGGAGGGCAUCACGCAGGCCGCGCGCGUCCCAGAGGGGCGUGACGGUGUGCUGGUAUGGAACUUCCCCAUUGACAUCACCUACAAGACGACCAAUGCCUUCGGCUGGCCGCAGCUCGUUGUUGCCGUUUACGGACUUGACACCUUCGGUCGUGACGUCAUCAAAGGAUAUGGCUGCAUGCAUCUCCCCAUGUGUGCCGGCAGGUAUAACCUGACGCUGCGGCUGUUCAAGCCGCGCUCCGCCUCGAUGUUGCAGUCGCUUACAUCAUGGCUGACCGGCAUGCCAGCUGAGUUUUCGGACCCCAAGUUUCCGAGCUACGGGGAGGGCCGAGAGGUGACACGUGUGCAGUCGGGCGGCCACGUCAAGGUGCAGGUCAACCUCAUGACAAAGGACAUGGACGUGUUUGGGUACGUUGACGGCAGCGGACGGGACCCCAGCGCUAACAGCAUCACCCGCAUGUGAGCGCCUGUGAUCGGAGCUGCUAACAGCCGGCAAGGCGGCGAACGAAUGGGCUUUCCUGGAGCUUGCUAUUGUAGCCAGGACGGACCCCGGCAGUGUUAUUAUAGUAGCAAGUCGGAAUGGGUUAGUGUAUGAGAAGCAAGAGGACGCCACCUUCAGGGGGUAGCCAAUGCAACGCCUGAAACUUUCAGGCUGAAAGGCUAUUGCGGCUCGGGUGAGGGGUCACUAGGGUCUGCUGCAUUUCAGCGCAUAUGAAAACUCACAUGGGAAUGCCAAAGCACUCAUGAUGACGUUUCUCAUUGGUAGGACGGAAUUUACCGCGGUGCGAACAUGGUCAGGAGCUAAUACUUAGCUUGCCGAACCGGUAUGGGAAUUGUUCGGUGUACGGAGCAAUGGG